CAACCACACAAUCUCCUCAUAAUUCGAGAGAAAUCAAGCAUCAAUCAAAAACUACCAAAAUGCAAUUCCACCAGCACCCCACCCUCGUCACAAUCCUCCUCUCCCUCUCUCUUCUCCAUCUUCGAAUCACAGACGCAUUAUAUUUCCGCCUCAACCCCCUCAUAGCAUCACUUACCACAAUCCCAACAUCGGAUCCUCCAACGUAUGGAGACGCAACGCGACCAUCGCCUGCAAGCCCAAGUGAACGCUACUACGACGUGACCUUCACCGUUUCUAACCCCGAUGCGGUCUGGGAACAGGGCGGCAGGGGAGAGGUCUAUUGUGAUGUUUAUUGGCAAGCCCCCUCCCCUCCACCAAGCUGCUGGCAACCCUGCUCCAGCUCUCCUCCCUCCUCCUCCUCAUCAAGCGAUCCAAAUUCCCUGACGGGAGCUUACUUCGCCCGCAUAUCUCCCGGAGGCUUCGUCAGUGUUGGGGAUUUCGCACUCGAUAUCUGGCAGGGCUACAUUUACGAGAUUGGGAAUCACAAUAACGCUACUGUUGUUCUGAAGGAAGAUGAUGGUGGUUGGGAGUGUGCGAGGUCAGUCGGGACGAAUGGGAUUGUGGUGGACAGAUGUGAGGUGGGAAAGGAUGGACCGGCGGUUGAGAAGGUGGUCGAGACUUGGCAUAAUGGGGCGGAUCCGGGGAAUGUUUGUGGAAGAGAAGAGGGUCUUGUGGGUCGUGGUAAAACUUGCAUUUACAAGAGGAGAGAGGAGUCGGGUUUGAAAUGUUGAUGUUGAGUGGUCAUUUGAACAACCAUGAGAGUGUUCACUACUUAGGCAGUCAUCGAUGGCGAUGACUGUUGUUUGUAUCGAUCAGAGAUGGCAGUGCCAUCUCUGGAUGGAAUCAAAGCAAGUCCCAAAG
This is a messenger RNA of Dissoconium aciculare CBS 342.82, 900 nucleotides long. RefSeq lists its product as uncharacterized. The transcript is spliced from 2 exons. Lineage: Eukaryota; Fungi; Ascomycota; Dothideomycetes; Mycosphaerellales; Dissoconiaceae. Bases 60 to 770 code for a protein of 236 amino acids. The record is from RefSeq and is a predicted model, not a curated record.